Saccostrea cuccullata (small rock oyster) is the source of this 1054-nucleotide messenger RNA. RefSeq names its product ankyrin repeat and SOCS box protein 3-like. Gene Ontology annotation, molecular function: protein binding. The record is from RefSeq and is a predicted model, not a curated record. The transcript has 3 exons. Lineage: Eukaryota; Metazoa; Mollusca; Bivalvia; Ostreida; Ostreidae. Bases 66 to 737 code for a protein of 223 amino acids.
CUUCAAAGAGGACACAUUAAAAAUACAUCUGCUAAUCUUGUUAUUGGGAAUUUGAAUUUAUAAAAAUGGAAUGUGAUAAAGCACGAGCUCAAUCUGUCCUGCUUUUCAACUCUGUUCAACAGGGGCAUGUAAACGUGAUCAGAAAGCUCCUGAAAGCAGGAACAAAUCCGAAUGUCUUUGAUGGGGAAGGAGAACCCCUUAUCUUUGUCCCAGUUGUUAAUGGGGAUUAUGAUACUCUCGAAGUACUUUUGGAGAGUGAUGUCUGUGACAUUAAUCUAAAGAGUCUGGAUUCUGCAACAUCGGCUUUGACAACGGCCGUGGGUUUAGAUGAUCUUGAUAUGGUGAAAUUUCUCAUCAAAGCAGGUGCCAAUGUUGAUUGCAUUGACGAGUCUGGAAAAACACCUCUUCUUCUGGCCCUCCAGGAGGGGAAAUUUAGAAUUGCUCAGUAUCUCAUGAAACAAGGCAGCGAUGUAAAUAUUGUUGAUGGACUUGGACAAUCAGCGUUGUUCUUGAUUGCCAAUGGAGGGAAUAAUGAUUGUUUGAAGACAGUAAAAAAGCUUAUGAAAUAUGGGUAUUCACUCGAGAAAGAUUCAGAAUGGAUUUCCCCUGACGAAUUGGAUUUGGAGAAAUUCCAAAACGCAUCCAAAGUGAACAAACUUUUAAAGAAAUUUGCGUCCAAAAUGCUGUCUUUCUCUUCCAUCCAGAGCUCUCUGAAACUUUGUAAUUCUGCCACCUGAACAAGCGUAGCUGACACAUUGGCACUGCAACCACAACGCAUUGCAAAAAUGCGCAGGCCGCAACGUUGGAAGACAUGUCUUCAAGUUCAGUCUUUGUACUAUAUGGAAGACGCGGCGACCAAAAAAAAGCUAUGCUACAUAAUGAAAAUGCUAACGCUUUCGCAACAUAAUAGUGUUCAGCUUGAUGGGAAAAGAACUGUAGUUGAACUAUGAUUCACCCAUGACAUUUAUCUAAUGAUCAUGUUAAAAGGAUAAACGUAUGGGUCAUUUACAUGUAGAUUCAUUGCUUUUGGUGAACAUUAAAAAAUAUUCUAUGA